Molecule: messenger RNA, 972 nt
Organism: Stylonychia lemnae
Lineage: Eukaryota; Ciliophora; Spirotrichea; Sporadotrichida; Oxytrichidae
Source: the annotation of a GenBank genome assembly
AUGAUUAGAUUUCAGGGUACAUGCUAGAAAAUGUAUAACAUCAUCAUACCCCAGGUGUGCAAAUUCAUUCCAGACAUGUAUGAAUAUCCUAAAUUUCUAGCAAUUAAAAGCGAAACUUUAGCUGAAAUAUACUCUGUAGGUUCAAAGAAUUAUGACUGGGCUCAUAUUGAAGGAGAGUAACCCUUUGAUCUCUAUUCAAGCAAGAUAUAUGAUAUGAAGAAUCUGCUGUUCUAUGUAGUUGGAGGAAGGUAUAAUAAUUCAGGACAAAAACUGAUUACGAUUGAUGCCCGACCAAUAGUCAAAUACAAUCACAGAGUAAAAAGAUUGAGAGAUCUGAUAGAGCCAAGAUAUUACUCAUCUGUCAUUAUUUACGAAGAUCAUCUAUAUAUGGUUGGUGGGAAUAACUCAAGAACACAUAAAUCUGUUAAGUCUUGCUUCAGAUAUAGUAUAAAAGCAGACUUAUGGGAUUAGAUUCCUCAAUUGAACAUCACCAACACUGAGGCAGGAUUAGCAGUAUUAAAAGGAUAUCUUUAUGCCUUUGGAGGCUCUCGGUUCAGUAGAUUAUAAAUAGAGAGCAAAAGAAUCGAGAGACUUCAUCUCGGUGAGAUGCUUAAGUGGGAGAAAUUAGAUAUUUACCUGAUUUAAUCAAUGAUCAAUGCUUGUGUUGCCCAGACCUCAGAUAAAAAGUGUAUUAUAUUCGGAGGUAGGGGUAAAGGCUUCUCUAGUCAGGUUAAGUUAUUUGAUCAUGAUAUUCCUCGUAUUAAGAAUGUUAAGACUGAGGCUGUAACACUAAAACAAGAAUUUAUAUUGUCAAACUAGACGAUUAUCAGUAAAAAAUUCAUAAGAUAUGAUGACCCAGUUGAAUAUAAACAUAAAAAGAAUACCACUAUUUUUUACUUUAUGUCAUUCGAAAAGAAAUUCGGAGAAUAUAAUAUUGCUAAAAAUACCUGGUAGAUAUCAGAUUGGAGAUGA